This is a messenger RNA of Nematolebias whitei (Rio pearlfish), 1414 nucleotides long. RefSeq names its product dipeptidyl peptidase 2. The record is from RefSeq and is a predicted model, not a curated record. Gene Ontology annotation, cellular component: vesicle. The transcript has 12 exons. Lineage: Eukaryota; Metazoa; Chordata; Actinopteri; Cyprinodontiformes; Rivulidae. The coding region runs from base 1 to 1236 and encodes 411 amino acids. Gene Ontology annotation, molecular function: serine-type exopeptidase activity; dipeptidyl-peptidase activity. Gene Ontology annotation, biological process: proteolysis.
AUGACACAGGGAUUAAAAAACGACUCUGGUCAAAGGUACUACGGGAAGUCACUGCCCUUUGGCAACGUUUCCUUCGACAUCCCUCAAGUGGGCCUGCUGACGGUGGAGCAGGCCCUUGCUGACUACGCCAUCAUGAUCACAAAGCUGAAGCAGCAGCUGGCAGCUGUGGCCUGUCCUGUCAUUGUGUUUGGUGGAAGGCACAGACCCACCUCACUGACCCCGGUGAACAUCCAGGGUGUGGACAUCGAGAUCGUGGACUCUUCCAAUUAUGGAGGAAUGUUGUCUGCCUAUAUGAGACUCCGAUAUCCCAACAUUGUAGCUGGAGCUCUGGCAGCCAGCGCCCCCAUCCUGUCCACUGCUGGGCUCGGAGACUCGAGACAGUUCUUCCAAGAUGUUACAGCCGACUUUGAGAAGUUUGCGCCUGAAUGUAGAGAUGCUGUGAGAGGAGCUUUCAAUCGGCUGAAAGAACUAGCUGAUCACAAAGAUUACAGACGCAUCCAGGCAGGAUUUUCCCUGUGUCAGCCUCUAUCGUGUGAGCGGGACGUGCACCAGCUCUACGGCCUGCUGAGGAACGCCUUCACCCUCAUGGCCAUGCUGGACUACCCUUACAGCACGCAGUUCAUGGGCAACAUGCCCGCUAACCCCGUCAAGGUGGCCUGUGGGACCAUGCUGAGGGGUCCGGACCUGCUGGCUAACCUCAGGGACACUGCAGGGAUUGUCUACAACUCUACGGGGGUACUAACCUGCUUGGACCUGUACGGCCUGUAUGUGGAGUGUGCCGAUCCCACCGGAUGUGGACUGGGCUUCAACAGUCAGGCCUGGGACUACCAGGCCUGUACAGAGAUCGAGCUGUGCUACGAGAGCAACAACGUGACGGACAUGUUCCCCCCCAUGCCCUUCACCGAGGCACACCGGGAGGCUUACUGCUCCAAGCGCUGGGCUGUGAGUCCACGGCCAGGUUGGCUCAGGGUCCAGUUCUGGGGUGAAGCUCUUUCUGCAGCCAGCAACAUCAUUUUCUCCAACGGAGACCUGGACCCAUGGGCCAAUGGAGGGGUCCGUAGGUCCUUCAGCUCCUCUCUGAUCGCGCUCAACAUUUCUGGAGGGGCCCAUCAUCUGGACCUGAGAGGAUCCAAUGAGGCUGACCCAGAAUCAGUCAUUAGUGUCAGGAAGAAGGAAGCAGAGAUCAUUGCCCAGUGGGUGGAGAUGGAGAGGUCCAGAUCACUAAAGACACUUUAAGAUCAAAUGACCACGCACCUCUGGACAGAUAUUGGUGCUUUAUGAUUUUAUAGAACACCUCAUUAUUAUUCAGAUAGAAAUAAAGAACUGAUCCAGGAUCAGAUCACAGAAACCCAGUGAAGAGUUGUCCUAAAUACGAUCAACCCCUCAGUGGAGCAGAGUCAGAAAGGUGCUUUGA